Molecule: messenger RNA, 1898 nt
Organism: Amyelois transitella
Lineage: Eukaryota; Metazoa; Arthropoda; Insecta; Lepidoptera; Pyralidae
Product: glycolipid transfer protein
Exons: 5
Coding region: 436-1056 (206 amino acids)
Biological process (GO): ceramide transport; intermembrane lipid transfer
Cellular component (GO): cytoplasm; cytosol; membrane
Molecular function (GO): ceramide 1-phosphate binding; ceramide 1-phosphate transfer activity
Source: RefSeq, a predicted model, not a curated record
AGAAAAAAAUUUCCAAACAUUAUGUACAUAUUAAUAAUUAUUUUUAAAAACUAGUGUACUUGUAUGCAGUCAGUUCUGUGAUGUGGCGUGCAGUUAAAUUAGUUUACCCACAAUAUAUUAUUUAAAUUCGACUAUUUCUACUAUAAACUUGUGAAAACUCUUUUGGGAAUAUGGCAACUGCAAAUUAGGCCUGACUUUAUAGUUUGAAGUUGACAUUGACGUAAGAAUAUUUCACGAUGUUUGGAUUUUGUUUAAGUACCUACCUAAGUUUGUUAUCAAAUUUCACUUUACGAUAUUUCAGGCAUAAAAGUUUGGUAACAUGGUGGAACAUUAUAAAUAAAACCACAAUUUUGUGAUUUGCAAACCAAAUGAGCUAGAUAUUGCAAAAUUUUUUUGUGACAAGAACUUAUUCAUACAACAAAAAAACAUUCAAAAAUGGCAAGUGCAACAUCUCUUGAACCAAUGUUUUAUGAAAAUAUGACACCAUUUCCACCCGUUAUCAAUGGAAGAAUAAAUAUAGUGCAAUUCAUAGAAGCAGCAUCAGAUUUAGUGGCAUUAGUUGACCGUAUUGGAAAAGUAUUCGCGCCCGUGAAAUAUGAUAUGCAAGGAAACAUUGAUAAAAUAAAGAAAUGUUACAAAUUUGAUGACACAUCUUGUUUACUCGAGUUGAUGCUUGAAGAAGUAAGAAAUGGAAAACAUACAGCAGCUGAAGGGAUACUUUGGUUGAAUAGGGCAUUAUAUUAUUUUGAACUAGUACUACAAGAAGUUGUAAGACAUUUGAAAUCAAAUAACUAUGAUGUCAACAUGGACAAAAUAUUUAAUAUAGCUUAUGAAGGAUCUCUCAAGAAGUACCAUAACUGGAUUACACAACAAAUAUUUGCUGUCAUUUGUAAGAUGUCUCCUACACUUCCACAACUGAUGAAAUCAUUAGAUGUUGGUGAUGAUAUUAGACCAUUUGAAACUAAAAUAAAUAAUUUUAUAGUAACUAUUCAUUUGGUCAGAUGUAAAAUUGAUGAUUUUUUUAAGGAUAAUGACAUAUUUACUAAACCCAAAUAACAGUAAUAAUUCAUAUUAAUUAAAAUUAAACAAUGAUGUAAGUUCCAGUUCCAGACCCUUAAAAGUUAUGAGAUAGUAUUGGCUGAAUAAUUAAACUUUUCAGCCAUUUUUAAUGAAACAUUUUAAAUCAGCUGAUAAUAUUUUGUGACAAACUAAUAAGUGUUGUGUUGUCGUAAGUUAUCAAGUUGUUACUUAAUUUUCCAAAUGAUUUGUACCUUACUAAAGUAGUUUUAAAUUCUACAACUCACUACUACAACAAGAUUUAACUUUAAUAAUAAUUCAUAAAAACAUCCUAUGCUUUUUGGUGUAACAUCUUUUGUGUGUUUGUUUAUUAUUUUAUUUUAAUUUGUUUUUAUACAAAUGUGCAGUGCCUUCAGUAGUGCUAGCAAGGCAAAGUAUUAAUUAUUUAUAAUAAAGAACAAUAAACACACAGUAUUAAAUAAAAUGAAAUAUCUAUUUUAUAAAAAUGUUAUAUUUGAUACAAAACAAAUUUAUUUAAGUUUUUGUUUCCUAGAUAAACAUAAUAACAGAAAUGUUAGUAUGCAAACAUAUGAAUUUAAAGGUUGUAAAUAAAAGAAAGCUUAUUCUGCUAAUAUAAACAUGUAAAACAUAGUUUGCCUAAUUACAAACACUCAUGUUAAUUUACAAAUAUUCUAGUGUACAUACCAUACAUACCAUUUACCUAUACUUAAGUACAUUUUCGCUUUUAUUUAUUGUACCUUAAACACUUUACCAUUGUGAUCAUAAGUACAUUUUGCCUUAAAUUUAAAUAAAAAUGUGUUUGUGUGUGUAUUGAAAUGUUGUGAAACAACAAAAUAAAUUAUUUCAGAAAAUAAGUAUAU